GUGUUUCGUCUCGUCGAGUUGGUUCCGAGUCGGAUAGCUGACGCUACAUGUGUUUUGCUGACGGUGUGAAAUCGUUAAUUACGCGAGUGUUAAUAAAUUUGAUAGCGCUACAAUAUUUUUUUGUAAUUUCUAGUGUUCUCAAAUAAAAAUGUGUGCGUCAAAACGAUUUAACGCGAGCGCAAAGACAGCGUAUCUAGGGAAUUAAAAAAAAAAACGACUUGGAAAGUUGUGACUCGUUUGCUGUGAAUUAAUUCAAAAGUUCGCUUGUACCGUGAUUUAUUUGUUAUUACACAGUGAUUUUAUGUGAAAAUGCGAAGAAUUUAUCGUACUUUAAUUGAUCUAUCACUAUGGUGUUUUGUGAUGUAUCUAGCGACAUUCCUGCCGUGCAUCGAGAUGCGGGUUGAUGACUUCGACCAGCCCGCACCCAGAGAGCAACCUCCACCGCCGACAGUUCGCCCGGAGCCGAUAGAACAGUACUUAAAUCUGGGAAUAUGCUUCCAUAUGAAUCGUUCGUCUUGCCCGCCGAAGGGCGUCUGCACGACGCUAGGACCCGGCAACAUGUCCGUCUUCUGCUGCGAUAUGGACACUAACUUCUUGAAGGAGUUUCUGCCUGGUAUAUUGAAACAGAAUAAGACUCAUCUACACGUGCUGAAUGCGACCAUCGAUGAGCUGGACGUCUCCCACUCCAUGUUCAGAAGACUUACGUCAAUGGCGUUUACCGACGGAAAUAUCAGUAAAAUUAUUGGUCAGUUCCCGAAGCAUUCAGCGCUGGCCUGUUUCAACAUAUCCAACAACAACUUGACGAGCGACAAGCUGCAGUCUUCGAUUCAGAGGCCGUUCGCGUAUCUCUUUAACCUGACGGUCCUGGAUGCCUCAGCGAACAACCUCACAAAGUUCCCGCUGAGUUUGGUCCACAGCAACAGGAACAUCUCUGUGGAUUUGGCAGGUAACAACUAUCUGCCGUGCAAACACUUCCAGAAAGUGAUGGAGACGACCAACAGCUCUCUUGUUCACUUCCUCCAGUACAACAAGACCUUCUGCGCUUUGGAUCUCAGCUUCAACUGGUUCAAAGACGUCAGCUUCGUGAACAUAGACCUUAUUAAAAUACAGAAAAUGAUGAAUGAGAGAUGCCGCGAGAUAAUACCAGCUGACAUCAACUGCACCUGCGCCCCGGAGCGCCUGGAGAUCAUCGAGAACGAGGUCACCAACCUGGUCUCGGUGGACUGCGCCGAGAGGCAGCUCAAGGAGAUGCCGACAAAUCUGCCGCCCAAUACUGUCAAGUUGAACGUGUCUUUCAAUAAUAUAACAUCUCUUGAGGCGGUUGGCGCGGAUGAGAGCUACGGACAUCUGCGGCAGCUGAUCGUGGACUACAACGACAUUCCGAAUAUUCUAGAACUCGAGGGAACGAAGUUCAUCGGGAAUUUCAUGCUCUUCUCGAUCGCACAUAACAAACUGAAGACUAUACAUACGUACGUCUUGUCAAAUAGUUUUGAAACGACCGGACCUGCUUUGUCUAUAGCGGGAAACUUCAUUCACUGCGACUGCAACACCGAGAAGACAUUGAAGCCAUGGCUAUUAGAAAAUUUCAAGAGCGUACCGGAUUACAAAAGCCUGGAAUGCCAGGAUGGGCUAGGGCCGGUGGUGGACCUGGUGGAAUCUCGCGUCUGCCACACGCCCAGAGAUUGGACAGACUACAUUUACUACAUUAUAGGCCUAGAAGUGUUAGUUUUAGUGCUUCUAAUCAGCAAAGUAUCUUAUGACUAUUGGGUUUUCAAGACGGCUGGUUAUUUGCCGUGGCCUGCGAAUAAAAUGCCGAGGUUGCCGUGUGAUUGGCUCUGCGAGUGAGGGAGAUUGAGGCUAAGCUAAAUAGGAUACUCAUGGGACUUGUACUUUGAUCAGCAACGUUCAUUAACGCUCUGGUAGAGCAGUUGAAGUCACAUGAAAAUCGAAGCCUAAUUUUUAUAGUCGACCAAAAUUUUAAGUACUUUAUCUCUUAGAGAUAGGCUUUGUUUUGUCACUGUCAGGAGAACUAGCGAGAAGGCUAUUCCAUAAUGCAAUGGUUCACUGAGAUUUGAUAAAAAAAUCAGUGACGCGCGGGUGUGGCUGAGCAACCAUGUAGAAUCCAAUGUCCAUAGCAGCUAUCCAUUGAUGACAAAUAGUGUGGCUCUAUGACUCAUGUGACAUCUGCGAAUCUUGUUCCCAAAUAUGGUUUAGAAUUCGUUUAGCUGAAUAAAGCGUCAUAGAUCUUUGUCGAUUUUCGUUUUUUAUAAAAACGUAGUAAUAUGUACUUUAUUUGAUUUUGUAUUUGUGAUAUCAAUUGUUUUUUGAAAUAUGUCUGAUACGUUUCAAAGAUGUGUGUUUUGUUAAAUAAAUGACGUUAGGACCAAAUAGAUUGGGCCUAUUGCAAAUUUCAUUACUACAGUUGGUUCUUAGCUGUAAGUUCACUGGCAUAACAUACGCUUACAGUGAAAUUCAGAUUUGAUUCACUGGCCGGCUAUUUCCGUAGUGAAACAGCUGUGGGGAUGUUAUAUUUAAAGCUGGUUAGCCGAAACCCUCUGCCAUUAAAAGUAGUAACAAGUGCAAAAAUGUAGAUUAGACAAAAGCCGAUAAAUUACCUGUUUAGGUUUUUUUCUUCAAAAUUAUGGCAAACGUUAAUUUUCCAACGCACUGUAAUCGAAUGUAUCCAUAAAAAAGCCAAAUCGACUUUAAAAUCUUCCAGAAACACACUGAUCUGAACAUAAUUUAUGGUUAUUUCGCCACGCACAAUGCCCGCACACAUAAAUCUGGGAUUUAGUUGUCCAAACUGUGUCAACAUCAGUGAGCUUCUUCGAUAUUUUAAUUAGAAAUUCUUAGACAUGGACAUUGUUUUUCUAUCGUUCAAACUUAUGUGUGAUAUUUUGUGAUUUAUCGUUUUUUUUUGUCACUUUUCGAUGGCUAUCUGAGACCCUAUAACGGCAACGUAUAAGAACCUGUUCGUUGCAAAGCGUUUUUUAAAGAAAUUAUCUUGUCCUAAAUUGUUGUUGUACUUUAAAAGUUUAAUUAGUAUUUAAAGAAGCCGACUUAUAUUACGCAUUUCAUAGUAAGUUAUCGAAAUUAUAAAAAUGGAAUAUCGUUAGACUUAAACCUAAGGCUUAAUGUUAUGUUGUUUAUAAAAAUAGAGGUUAGUUAUGACAAAUAACAUUUAACAUAAAUUAAACUAAAAUCUUGAUUCAGUGAUUCUUAAAAAUAUUAUUUAAUCGGAAUUACAAAAUUACAGAUUCGAUUUAGUUUGUAGAAAAAUUAUUUCAUUAUUAUUUCAUUAAUUUAUUAUUGUUGACAACUUUGUAAGGAGGCAAAAUUUACAUUAGAAGUUAAGUAUAUUAUGUAAAUAUUAUUUGUUGUUUAGUUAAUAAGAAUUGUUUUAUUUCUUUCUUUAAAAAAAUGUUUUUUUUUACCAGCCAAUUGGGGGCUUUAUUGUUAGGGUAUUUUACUUAUAUUGUCAUUAACGAUAAAAAUUGUGAUGUUAAGUAUCGCCUUAUGUAUCAUGCAUAGUGAGAGGAAACUAAAAAUCGUGUAAACCGCAAGUUCCGUUAUUUUUUUGUUUAAAACUUUGCAAGCUUUACUUUAUCUCGUGUUUUUCCAAAAAAUACAACUAAGUUUCACUUUUCCUACCAUUUAUUGAGAAAUUGUUAUUAAAAAACUAAAAUAUUAUUAUGAAGAAUCAAAGUAAAAUACGUGUCAGUGCGAAAUACUCUGGUAGUUUUCCAAUGACAGCACAAGAGCGCAUUAUGCGGCAUAAUGCUCAACGUUGAAUGUUCCAACUACAGCAACGCUUCGCACAAUCGAG
Bombyx mandarina (wild silkworm) is the source of this 3826-nucleotide messenger RNA. RefSeq names its product leucine-rich repeat domain-containing protein hfw (gene hfw). Lineage: Eukaryota; Metazoa; Arthropoda; Insecta; Lepidoptera; Bombycidae. The record is from RefSeq and is a predicted model, not a curated record.